AUGUCAUCCUACUCAAAUUCAUCUUCAUCGGAAUCAUCAACCAAUGGUGGUAUAACGCGUCCAAAUAGAGGUGGAAGAAAACAAAUUAAAACAGGAACAUCAAAACGUAAUGCUCGUGAGCGUAAUCGUGUUCGACAUAUUAACACAUGUUUCGAUAUUCUUCGUCAACAUAUACCUCAUGAACGAGCAAAUAAAAAAUUAUCAAAAGUCGAUACAUUAAAAUCGGCUAUGAAUUACAUUGAAGAUUUACAACGAUUAUUAGGUAAAGAUACAAUGCUAAUACGAACACAUCAUGAUUUUGAAAAUGAAGAAGAUGAUAAUUAUCGAUAUUUACCGAUACCUACAAAUGACUUUUGUAUGAAUUAUCGUAUGAACGAAUGUUUAAGACAACAAUUUCAAAAUGGAAAAGAAAACCAAAUGGAAGAAACAUAUACGAUAGAUCAACAUAGACAAGACCAACAAUCAUUAAAUAUGAUGACUCUGAUGAAUACGACAAAACAUGAAGUAUGGGAUUGGGGUGAUAGCUCAACAAGUCAAUAA
Didymodactylos carnosus is the source of this 540-nucleotide messenger RNA. The record is from the annotation of a GenBank genome assembly. Lineage: Eukaryota; Metazoa; Rotifera; Eurotatoria; Philodinida; Philodinidae.